Propithecus coquereli (Coquerel's sifaka) is the source of this 2738-nucleotide messenger RNA. It is a transcript of the gene ARX, whose product is annotated as aristaless related homeobox. The transcript has 6 exons. Bases 206 to 1804 code for a protein of 532 amino acids. Gene Ontology annotation, molecular function: DNA-binding transcription factor activity, RNA polymerase II-specific; RNA polymerase II transcription regulatory region sequence-specific DNA binding. NCBI's taxonomy places the organism in Eukaryota, Metazoa, Chordata, Mammalia, Primates, Indriidae. The record is from RefSeq and is a predicted model, not a curated record. Gene Ontology annotation, biological process: regulation of transcription by RNA polymerase II.
UGAGCGCGGAGAGGGCGAGCUGGGGCCGCGGGCAGGGCGGGAGCCGGCAGCCGGCAACCGAGGGAGGCAGAGAGGCACAAAGAUCGCAAUAAUAUCCGUUAUAACUAGCCAUCUAACUCCACCCCCAACACACACCCAUCCAUCCCACCCUCCGGGAGAGGCAGCCAGCGGUCGGCUCUCUGCGCCCAGGGAAAAAGCCCCAGCCAUGAGCAAUCAGUACCAGGAGGAGGGCUGCUCCGAGAGGCCCGAGUGUAAAAGUAAAUCUCCAACUUUGCUCUCCUCCUACUGCAUCGACAGCAUCCUGGGCCGGAGGAGCCCGUGCAAAAUGCGGCUGCUGGGAGCCGCGCAAAGCUUGCCUGCCCCGCUGGCCAGCCGCGCCGACCAGGAAAAGGCCGUGCAAGGCUCCCCCAAGGGUAGCAGCGCCCAGUUCGAGGCGGAGCUGCACCUGCCACCCAAGCUGCGGCGCCUGUACGGCCCGGGCGGGGGCCCUCCUCCGCCGCCGCCGCCAACCGCGCGGCCCGGGGAGCGGCCGGACGGCGCAGGGGCAGCCGCGGCCGCUGCGGCCGCAGCCGCCGCGGCCUGGGACACGCUCAAGAUCAGCCAGGCACCGCAGGUGAGCAUCAGCCGCAGCAAGUCGUACCGCGAGAACGGGGCGCCCUUCGUGCCGCCGCCGCCCGCGCUGGACGAGCUUGGCGGCCCGGGGGGCGUCACGCACCCGGACGAGCGCCUUGGAGCGGCCGGCGGCACUGGCAGCGCCCCAGCGGCGGGUGGCGGCACCGGCGCUGAGGACGACGAGGAGGAGCUGCUGGAGGACGAGGAGGAUGAGGAUGAGGAAGAGGAGCUGCUGGAGGACGACGAAGAGGAGCUGUUGGAGGACGACGCCCGCGCGCUGCUCAAGGAGCCCCGGCGCUGCGCUGUGGCCGCCACCGGCGCUGUGGCCGCAGCUGCUGCUUCUGCAGUGGCCACCGAGGGCGGGGAGCUGUCACCCAAGGAAGAGCUGUUGCUGCACCCGGAAGACGCUGAGGGCAAGGACGGCGAGGACAGCGUGUGCCUGUCUGCGGGCAGCGACUCGGAGGAGGGGCUGCUGAAACGCAAACAGAGGCGCUACCGCACCACAUUCACCAGCUACCAGCUGGAGGAACUGGAGCGAGCCUUCCAGAAGACGCACUACCCGGACGUCUUCACCAGGGAGGAACUGGCCAUGAGGCUGGACUUGACUGAGGCCCGAGUCCAGGUCUGGUUCCAGAACCGUCGGGCCAAGUGGCGCAAGCGAGAGAAGGCGGGCGCGCAGACCCACCCCCCGGGGCUGCCCUUCCCCGGGCCGCUCUCGGCCACCCACCCGCUCAGCCCCUACCUGGACGCCAGCCCCUUUCCCCCGCACCACCCCGCGCUCGACUCGGCCUGGACAGCUGCUGCCGCCGCGGCCGCCGCCGCCUUCCCGAGCCUACCUCCGCCUCCCGGCUCCGCCAGCCUGCCGCCUAGCGGGGCGCCACUGGGCCUGAGCACUUUCCUCGGAGCCGCCGUGUUCCGGCACCCAGCCUUCAUCAGCCCAGCGUUUGGCAGGCUCUUUUCCACCAUGGCCCCUCUGACCAGCGCGUCGACCGCGGCCGCGCUCCUGAGACAGCCCACACCGGCGGUGGAGGGCGCGGUGGCGUCGGGCGCGCUGGCCGACCCGGCCACCGCGGCUGCAGACAGACGCGCCUCCAGCAUAGCGGCGCUGAGGCUCAAGGCCAAGGAGCACGCGGCGCAGCUCACGCAGCUCAACAUCCUGCCGGGCACCAGCACGGGCAAGGAGGUGUGCUAAAGGCUGCCUCCGACCUUGCGCCCCGGGCGCGCCCCGAAAGGUCACCUCACUCAGCACCACUCAAGACCAAAUGGAAACAGAGGACCAGCACACUCCUGAGACGGCACUGAGAGAGAGCAGCCGCCUCCGCAGCAGUCUGGGCGCUACCAGACAUGGCACCUCCUCGGCUGGCUGUCCGCUCGCCCCUGCCCCCGUCCCUCCCCUGCCACCGCCAACCUCGCUCCAACUCCAACGUCCACUCUCUCCCGUUCUUUCUUUACUGAAAACAUCGGGGAGUUUUCUCCCAAAACGCCUGAUUAUCGAAGUUAAAAAUUUAAAAAGCCCAACCUCUCUUUCUCCUGACGCCCCACUUAGCUUUUUUUUUUUUUAAAUAGCAUUUUGGCGCUCUAAGUUGAUCUUCCCAGCGUGGGCCCCGGCGUGGAGCCAGGGCCAGGGAAGCGAACGCGCGUCUGUAAGAUAGCUAACAGUGCACUUAAAGGAAAGGGGCGUCUUGUUCUUGUUCUCUUCUUUAUCAUACACCAACCAAGGUUUUUAUAUCAAACCAAAGGGAAAUACUCUGCUAGAAUAUGGACUAUUGAAGUCACCAAACUGUGAUUAUUGAUUCUGUACAUACCAUUGUUAUUAAAAAAAAAAAAAGAACAGAGCUUUGUAUAUUUGAAAUGUUAUAACGCAAUUGCACUCAGCGUGGUAUGGUAAAAGUUUGUCCUCCUGUAGGUUCUUACUGUGUUGUAGAUACGGUAGGGUUCCUAGACAAAUAUUUAUGUACUCAAGCCCUUUAUUUAACUUAUUAACUGUAGAGGCUUCCGAAACCUUCAAGAUAAAGGCAAUGGUACAGUACUUUUGUGUAAUGUGUAAUUGUUAUCACUUUUCCUUGCUAUCUAGUGGAGAAGUGUCACGCUUAAAAUAAAAAAAAAAAAUUAUAUGUUUAACAAAA